This is a messenger RNA of Bombina bombina (fire-bellied toad), 2169 nucleotides long. RefSeq names its product NIPA magnesium transporter 1 (gene NIPA1). Gene Ontology annotation, molecular function: magnesium ion transmembrane transporter activity. The record is from RefSeq and is a predicted model, not a curated record. Gene Ontology annotation, biological process: magnesium ion transport. Gene Ontology annotation, cellular component: membrane. Bases 355 to 1296 code for a protein of 313 amino acids. Lineage: Eukaryota; Metazoa; Chordata; Amphibia; Anura; Bombinatoridae. The transcript has 5 exons.
GCAGGCAGAGUUCAAAUGCAGUGACAGAGGGGGAGGGUGACGUCUUGUACGGACUGCAUUGAGGACCACCGGGGGCAGUGUACUGCAGAGGAGGGUGACAUUUAUUGUACGGAUUGCAGAGAGGACCAUAAUUGCACUGACUGCAGGAGGAGUGUGAGACUGCCCUGAUUACUGAGAAAAGUGAGAGGAUUUUUGGACACCCUGGGAAUGAGAGGAUGAAGUUGCACUGACCACUGGGAACAGAAUGAAGUUACACUCACUGCAGUUGGAGAGAGCCAUUAUGCACUAAUUGCAGGGAGGAGGAUGAGCAGGUAGUUUGGAUGAACAUCUGAUUAUCUUUUAACUAACAACAGAAUGAAGAUGGAAGCAGAGAUUGAAUCAAAUAUGCCCCUUCUGGGGAUAAGUGUGGCUGUAUUUUCCAGCCUGCUGAAUGGCUCCACUUUUGUGCUGCAGAAGAAAGGGAUCCUGAGAGCUCGCAGUAAAGGUGCAUCCUACCUAACAGAUUUGAUUUGGUGGACUGGCACAAUCACAAUGGCUUUUGGACAGAUUGGAAAUUUCCUAGCAUAUACUGCUGCCCCUGCAGUUCUUGUAACCCCUCUUGGUGCUUUGGGUAUUCCAUUUGGAUCUGUUUUAGCAUCUUACCUGCUGAACGAAAAACUUAAUUUUUUGGGAAAACUGGGAUGCCUACUCAGCUGUGUUGGUUCAAUUAUUCUGAUUAUUCAUUCCCCAAAAUCUGAGAACAUAUCAUCUGGCGUUGAACUUGAAGAAAAACUUACCAACCCAGUAUUCUUGAGCUACCUCACUGUUGUUCUUUUUCUGCUGAUUUUCCUGCUCUUCUGGAUAGCUCCAGUGCAUGGCAACAAGAACAUCAUGGUUUACAUUGGUAUAUGCUCACUGUUAGGGUCUUUUACUGUACCGUGUACCAAGGGAAUUGGCCUUGUGGCUCAAGAUGCUUUCACCAGCAAUCCAAGCAGCUCCAGGGAUACCUACCUUUUCGUGACUUUAGUAGCCAUAUUGGGCUGUAGUAUACUUAUUCAGUUUAGAUAUAUCAAUAAAGCACUGGAAUCAUUUGAUUCCUGUGUAUUCAGCGCUAUAUACUAUGUGACCUUCACCACGUUUGUCCUACUGGCGACAGCAAUUCUUUUCCAAGAGUGGAACAAAGUGGGUGCAGUAGACUUUUUGGCAAUGGUAUGUGGAUUCAUUACAGUAUCUGCUGGUGUUGUGCUUAUCCAGGUAUUUAAGGAAUUCCACUUCAACCUUCGAGAGUUAAACAAAAUGACAGAGAAAACAGAAUAAAAAGGGAGAGAUGUAACAUAUUUGUAUUACUAACUGAAGUAAUCACCACACUGGUAUAUAACAAACGUACAAAACAUACCACAUACAACGCCUACAGACUCUAACACUGCUACAAAGCAAUUAAACAAUUUUGCCUAGAUAUAUUUAUUACGUUGCAUAAUUUUAUGAGACUAAUUUAUAAAUCUUUUUUAGACCAAUAGAAAUCCGUCAGUGGCAUUGGUGAAAAUGCCUUGUUUUCUUACAGAGUUAAUGAUUACUAACACAAUAUGCAGCACCUUAUCAGCCUACAACUUUCUUGUUCCUCCUGCAUGCUUACUCAUUUCAAAUUAAAGGUACAGUAAAGUAAAACUUUGAUGGUUCAGAUAGAAUAUGCAUUUUUUUAAAGAAAAAAAAAUCCCAAAUCCUUCUAUUAUCAUAUUUAGUUUUUUUUUCUCUUGGUAUCUUUGUUGAAUAAAGCUAGGUAGGCUCAGCAAUGUGCAUGUGUCUUUACCAGUUUACAAUGGCAGCAUGGUUUGCAGUAAUCUACAACAUUGCUACAGACAAAAGAAAUGUGCACACUCUUGAGCUUCUAUAGGCCUACCUAGAAUUACUCUUCAACAAUGGAUACCAAGAGAACAAAUACAUUUUGAUAAAAGAGGUAAACCAUUUUUUAUUUUAUAAACUUUCUUUAUUGACCAAUUUGACGAUACAUUUAAAUAAUAUAUUGUUACAUAGAUAAUGAAAGCAAAAUAAACAAAUAAACAUAUGAACUAAUAGAACAUGAAGUCUUCUCACUGUUAUAUUUGGAAUCUUUAAAGGGGCAGUUUACCCAGAACAAGAAUACAUUUUAAACUAAUUUGCAGGCAUAUUAAAUUAUGUUGGUGUUGGUAAAAA